AGCACACGUAAUCAGCCAAAGAACACGGAAUGAAAGGGAAAACCUAAGAAGUAACGGAAAGCAGUGAGAGGGAGUGGAGAUCUCCAAUUCUCCCUUUUGUUCUCUCUCCUUCUCUUCACGUUGAAUCUUGCCGGUGGAAGCGGCGGCAGUGGCUAUGGCUCCGGUGUCGGCGCUCGCCAAGUACAAGCUGGUGUUCUUAGGGGAUCAGUCUGUGGGGAAGACCAGCAUCAUCACUCGUUUCAUGUACGAUAAGUUCGACAACACCUACCAGGCUACUAUUGGGAUUGAUUUUCUUUCAAAAACAAUGUAUUUGGAGGAUCGAACUGUUCGACUGCAGCUUUGGGAUACUGCAGGGCAGGAGAGGUUCAGGAGUCUGAUACCAAGCUAUAUUCGUGACUCCUCUGUUGCAGUCAUUGUGUAUGAUGUUGCAAGUCGUCAAUCUUUCCUGAACACAUCAAAGUGGAUAGAUGAGGUCCGCACAGAGAGGGGCAGUGAUGUUAUCAUUGUCCUUGUUGGAAACAAAACUGACCUUGUUGAUAAAAGACAAGUUUCCAUAGAGGAAGGGGAGGCAAAAUCACAAGAACUUGGCGUUAUGUUCAUUGAAACAAGUGCCAAAGCUGGUUUCAACAUAAAGGCACUGUUCCGAAAGAUCGCGGCAGCCUUGCCGGGGAUGGAAAAUCUUUCCUCAACAAAGCAGGAAGACAUGGUCGAUGUGAAUUUGAAAUCUAGCAAUGCAAGUUCAUCGCAGUCACAGGCUCAAUCUGGUGGGUGCAGUUGUUGAUUUCAGAACAUACCAUACAGUUAAAUUGUGUUUUGUUUUCUCAUAGAACAAUCACUGAAGUAAAUGGGCUUCUUCUGCUUUUUACUAAAUCUUUGCUCUGUCCAACUAAGAAGUCCAAUGCCGCUCUUUCUACUUAACAUGUUCGUCUUGAUUUCUGUAACUAUUUGUGUAUCUAGUUGCUUAAGUAGCUGCUAAUAGUUAUUCUAGAUAUUUUUGCUACAUAUUUUCACCUGAAAUGGGAACCUAUAAUUGGCCUUCGUGUAGAGCAGAUUGCCAAUGCAUCAAUGUUAGAGAUAUUGUUCGAUAAAUGGAGUAACUUUAUGAUCAAUUUUUAUA
Dendrobium catenatum is the source of this 1117-nucleotide messenger RNA. Its product is annotated as ras-related protein RABH1b. Gene Ontology annotation, molecular function: GTPase activity; GTP binding. Lineage: Eukaryota; Viridiplantae; Streptophyta; Magnoliopsida; Asparagales; Orchidaceae. The record is from RefSeq and is a predicted model, not a curated record. The coding region runs from base 155 to 781 and encodes 208 amino acids. The transcript is spliced from 6 exons.